Messenger RNA from Parnassius mnemosyne (clouded apollo), 732 nucleotides. NCBI's taxonomy places the organism in Eukaryota, Metazoa, Arthropoda, Insecta, Lepidoptera, Papilionidae. The record is from the annotation of a GenBank genome assembly.
AUGAAACAAAGAUUACGGACGAAAGUAUGGUGGCCUAAAAUUGACAAAGAUGCAGAGAUAUUCGUAAGAAACUGUAAAAGUUGCACAUUAGUAUCUGCACCAAACCCACCUAAUCCAAUGAAACGCCGUGAACUACCGGUCGAACCAUGGAUUGAUGUAGCUAUUGAUCUAAUGGGACCUCUACCCUCUGGAGAUUUUUUGUUAGUUAUCAUUGAUUAUUACAGUCGUUACAAGGAAGUAAAAGUAACAAAAAGUGUAACAUCAAAUGAUAUUAUCAGGUUAUUAAAGGAGAUAUUUUCACGGCUUGGUUAUCCAGUUACCAUCACUGCAGAUAACGGCAGGCAAUUUAUUAGUCAAGAGUUUCGUAAUUACCUGCAAGAAUGUGGUAUAAUUCUUCACAACACAAUACCAUAUUGGCCCCAACAGAAUGGAGAAGUGGAAAGGCAAAACCGAAGUAUUCUAAAACGCUUAAAAAUCAGUCAAGUGGAAAGAAAGAAUUGGAAAGAAGAUUUAUUUUACUAUCUGAUGAUGUACAAUAGCACACCCCACUCAGUGACUGGUAAAACUCCAUCUGAACUAUUUUACAAACGACAAUUUCGGGAUAAAAUUCCAUCAUACAUAGAUAUUGAAAAUAAACAAGAAGAUUCAGAAGUUAGGGACAAAGACGCAUUGCAAAAGAAGCAGGGAAAAAUUACAGUGACCGCAAGCGAAAGGCCAAAGAUCACAGCAUAA